This is a messenger RNA of Haplochromis burtoni (Burton's mouthbrooder), 1259 nucleotides long. RefSeq names its product gamma-glutamyl hydrolase (conjugase, folylpolygammaglutamyl hydrolase) (gene ggh). The coding region runs from base 143 to 1066 and encodes 307 amino acids. The transcript is spliced from 9 exons. Gene Ontology annotation, molecular function: gamma-glutamyl-peptidase activity. Lineage: Eukaryota; Metazoa; Chordata; Actinopteri; Cichliformes; Cichlidae. The record is from RefSeq and is a predicted model, not a curated record. Gene Ontology annotation, cellular component: vacuole. Gene Ontology annotation, biological process: tetrahydrofolylpolyglutamate metabolic process.
CGGUACCGCUUUAAGUAGCUACCAAUGACUGUGGUAGCAACGCGAGGCUCGCUGAUUAGUAUCUGUCGAAGACUUUUUCUGGCAUAAAAACUGUUUAAUAGCAUUUCUUUUACCCGAGAAGACCUUUUUCAAAACUAGAAAUAUGUGCUUGCUCUUGCUGUGCGUUUUUCUUUCGUGUUUGCCAUUUUAUUUAUCAGCCCAGACUGAUAGACAAAACGAAAAACCCAUAAUAGGUGUACUGGCACAUGACGUUUAUUUACCCCAACCUAGCCAAACAGCUUACAUAGCUGCCUCCUAUGUGAAGUUCCUGGAGUCAGCAGGAGCUAGAGUUGUACCUGUCAUGAUAAAUCAGACACUGGAGGACUAUAAGACACUGUUCAACUCAAUCAAUGGGAUCCUUUACCCAGGCGGCGGUGUCAGCAUUGUCUCAUCUGGUUAUGAAAGGGCUGCUAAAAUCUUUUAUGAGCUCGCUAUUGAGGCAAACAAGCGCGGCGACUAUUUUCCUGUGUGGGGUACUUGUCUCGGGUUUGAACAGCUGAUGUAUUUAACAAGCAAAAAUACAAUACUGGCAUAUACCAAUACGAGCGGCGCGACAUUGCCUCUGAACUUCACUAAUGCUGAAGACAGCAGGAUGUUUAAAGGCUUCCCUGCUCAGCUCAUGAAAGAUCUAGCCUCUGAGCCACUGACGGUUAACUCUCACAAAUGGAGCUUGGGAAUGUUGACUUACAAUACAAAUGAGGAACUGAAGAAGUUUUACAAAGUUCUCUCUGUAAACACAGAUGGAAAUGUAGAGUUUGUGUCAACAGUGGAAGCAUAUGACUAUCCUAUUUACGGGACACAGUGGCAUCCAGAGAAAAAUGCUUUUGAAUGGACACGGCCUUCUAUUCCCCAUUCCCCGUCGGCAGUCAAGACCACCUUCUAUAUGGCCGAAUUCUUUGUCAAUGAGGCCAGGAAGAACUUUCACAAAUUUGAAACUGAGGAGGGGGAGAGCAAAGCGCUGAUAUACAACUACAAUCCUGUUUACACUGGGACUAAAAGUGCCUUUGAGCAAAUAUAUUUCUUCUGAUGAAUUUUAGCAAAGUGCCACUCCUAUUCAGCAGCUAAUUCGCUGCUUCAAUCAUGACUUGAAAAUAUUUACACAUAAUUUAACUUGUUUGAUUUUGUAUUUGUGGUACUGUGCAUCUGUGUAAACUACAGCUGAAUUGAAAUGGAAAAAUUUAUGCAGGCAACAUAAAUAUUGGUAUAGUGCAGGAUUUAAA